Staurois parvus is the source of this 1920-nucleotide messenger RNA. NCBI's taxonomy places the organism in Eukaryota, Metazoa, Chordata, Amphibia, Anura, Ranidae. The record is from the annotation of a GenBank genome assembly.
AUGUCUGGUCUGGGGGUAUCGAGCUUGUUCUCCGGUCCGGAGGUUCUGGAGGACCCGGGUCACGCCUCGUCGCUUCUAGCACAGCUGAAAUCGUUCUAUGACUCUCAGCUGCUGUGCGAUGUCACCCUCCGUGUGUUGGGAGGGGGCCCUGAGGAGCCGGAGAGCAGCCGCAGCUUCCUGUGUAACCGCAAUGUGCUGUCUGCGGCCUGCCCGUACUUCAAGAGCAUGUUCACCGGGGGUCUGUAUGAGAGCAAGCAGCAGGAGGUCACCCUGCACGAUGUCAGCCCGGAGUCCAUGGCUCUGAUCAUUGAAUACUGCUACACAGGCCGAGUCACUGUCACCGAGGCCAACGUCCAGCGCCUCUACGCCGCCGCCGAUAUGCUGCAACUGGAAUACGUGCGGCAAGCCUGCGCCAACUACCUCGCCCGCCGCCUCGACCUCCACAACUGUGCCAGCAUCCUCCGCUUCGCAGAUGCCUUUGAUCACCCUGAACUUCGGGGGCGCUCUCUCGCCUUCAUGGCGCGCCAUUUCGAGCAGCUCGCCGUUGGAGACGAACUAUGUGAGCUGAGUUUGGCGCAGCUGAAAGCGGUCCUGAGCAUGGACAACCUGGACGUCUGCAGCGAAAGAGUGGUGUGCAACGCUGCCCUGCGCUGGCUUGAGGCCAAUCCCAAGGAGGUGGGUGAUGGGUGGCAGGAGGUCCUAGCCUGUGUCCGCUGGCAGCACUUCACAGAGAAGGACCAGGUGUAUCUGGAGAGCCUCAGAUCCAAGCCAUUGGUGCGCAAACAGUGCUUGCAGUAUCUGGACAACAUCCUACCAGGCAAGGAGGAUAAACAUGCCACCUGUGUGCUGCCAUGCCAGGAGAGCAGUCCACUCCGCAGAAUUGGCAUGAUAGCCAAGGAAAUGGUCAUCUUCUUUGGUCACCGUAAGGAACCCUUCUUGUGCUAUGACCCUUAUUCAGGUGACAUUUACACCAUGCCUUCUCCACUCACCAACCUAGCACAUGGCAAAGCAGUAACGUCUUCUGCCGUAUGUGUCUCUCCAGAGAACGACUUGUACUUGGCUACUCAACCUAUGAAGCAGCUUUGGGUUUAUAGCCCUGUCCAGAACAGCUGGCAACUCCUAGCAGAAAGGCUGCUGUGCCGAGAAGGCAUGGAUGUGGCUUACCUCAAUGGUUACGUCUAUAUUGUAGGUGGACGUGACCCAUCUACCGGUGCCAAGAUCAAAGAUGUGGAGUGCUACAGUGUGCAGAGGAAUCAGUGGGCGCUGGUUGCUCCGGUGCCUCAUUCUUUUUAUGCCUUUGAACUGGUGACCUGUAAUGACCAUUUGUAUGCUAUCAGUAACAAAAGAAUGUUGUGCUAUGACCCUUCUUGUAACCAGUGGCUCAACUGUGCCUCUUUAAAGCGAUGUGACUUCCAGGAAGCCUGUGUCUUCAAUGAUGAAAUCUACUGCAUAUGUGACAUUCCUAUGGUGAAGGCCUACAAUCCAGCCAGGGGAGAGUGGCGGCGGAUCAGCCCCAUACCAGCUGAGGGUAAUACCAACAAUUACCAGAUUGUAAGACAUGGUUCCAAACUUCUACUUAUUACUACCACCAUUGUUCAGUGGAAGAAGAACCGCGUGACUGUUCAUGAGUAUGAUGUGACUAACGAUCGCUGGGUGAAUAUCGGUACCAUGUUAGGUCUUCUUCAUUAUGACACAGGCUUCAUUUCCCUUUCUGCCCGUGUGUACCCAUCUUGCUUGGAGCCAGGGCAAAGCUUCAUCACCGAGGAGGAAGAUGUACGCAGCGAGUCGAGUACUGAUUGGAUGGAUGGCUUUAGUGAGCUAGACUCUGAAUCAGACAGCCUCAGCUCAUUUUCAGAGGAUGAGUGGCCAAGAGUGGCAGUGGUAAGACCACCGCGGAUUUAUAUUGAUGACUCGUUCUAA